Molecule: messenger RNA, 1275 nt
Organism: Bombina bombina (fire-bellied toad)
Lineage: Eukaryota; Metazoa; Chordata; Amphibia; Anura; Bombinatoridae
Gene: RXFP3
Product: relaxin family peptide receptor 3
Exons: 1
Coding region: 1-1275 (424 amino acids)
Biological process (GO): G protein-coupled receptor signaling pathway; immune response
Cellular component (GO): membrane
Molecular function (GO): G protein-coupled receptor activity
Source: RefSeq, a predicted model, not a curated record
AUGGAUGUCAGUUGUAACCUCAGUUACUGUGGAGUAGCAGCCAGCAUGCAGGAAUCAGAGCAGAGAGAUCUGUUUGGGAUGUUUCCACUUUUCUUUGAAGAAAGACAACUGAAUAGGACAAAUGAAUCUUUACAGGACUUUUUUAAGAGUUUCAACCUGGAAAAAUCUGAUAUUAUUGGAGACAGCUCUGCUGUAGUAAGAAUAAUGAUUUCAAUAGUAUAUUCUGUGGUGUGUGCUCUUGGACUUGUAGGGAAUUUGCUAGUGCUGUACCUCAUGAAAACUAAACAAGGCUGGAAAAAAUCAUCUAUCAAUCUCUUUGUUACCAGCUUAGCAAUUACAGACUUCCAGUUUGUAUUGACUUUGCCGUUCUGGGCAGUGGAGAAUGCAUUAGAUUUCAGCUGGCUAUUUGGGAAGGCUAUGUGCAAGAUUGUGUCUUAUGUGACAGCAAUGAACAUGUACGCUAGUGUGUUCUUUCUGACUGCAAUGAGUGUAGCCAGGUACUAUUCAGUGGCGUCUGCACUUAAAACAAAAAGAAGAAAUAUUGGAUGCUCUGCCAAAUGGGUCAGUGUACUUAUCUGGGUCUCUGCAAUUUUAGCUUCAUUACCCAAUGCUAUAUUUUGUACAACUUCGACUGUUUCCAGUGAUGUGCUUUGCCUAGUAAAAUUUCCAGUAAAAAAUGACAAUCCUCAGUUUUGGUUGGGACUUUAUCAUGCUCAGAAAGUUUUGUUAGGGUUUGUUAUUCCACUGUUUAUUAUAACAAUAUGUUACCUGCUACUUGUUAGGUUCAUCACAGACAGGAAUGUCAGCAGCUCCAGUACUAAACGGAGAUCCAAAGUGACCAAAUCUGUAACAAUAGUAGUACUUUCAUUUUUUCUCUGCUGGCUUCCCAAUCAUGCUUUGACAACCUGGGGCAUCCUAAUCAAAUGGAAUGUAUUACAAUUUAGCUAUGAAUAUUUCACCAUUCAAGCAUACAUAUUUCCUUUAACUGUUUGUCUGGCUCAUUCAAACAGUUGUUUGAAUCCAAUCCUGUACUGUUUGAUGCGCAGAGAAUUCAGGAAAGCACUUAAAAAUUUAUUCUGGAGAAUCACAUCACCCUCACUAACAAACAUGCGACCUUUUACAGCUACCACUAAACCAGAACAGGAUGAACAAGCACAUUGCAUGGUCCCCCUUAAUCCAGCUGAGCCUGACGUUAUCUGUUACCCACCUGGAGCUGUGAUAUACAAUGGGAGAUAUGACCUCCUGCCAAGCAGUUCUACAGAGCAGCGUUACUGA